AUGGGAUUCAUAAGGUCUGAAGGUGUUAAGCCAUGGGAGCCUCCACUCGCCCAUACGAACUUUCAAAUCUAUUGCUCCGGAGGGUACCUCAGGAUGCGCUCUUCAUCUACGGAUCACAGCGAGCUCAAAGCCGAGGAAACCGCCUUUUCAGAUCCGCCUGCACUGUCGCCAGUACCCCUCCCAGCACGAUCGAAUUGUCAUAUCUCAGUCCGAGCCCGACAAACCCUCCUCAUUCUCUCCGCCCUCCUUGCUCUAUCUCUCGACAUCGCCAUGGCGAUCCACGUGUUCACCGCGAUCACCUGGACCUUCGCAGACACAACCAACACCGACCCUCUCUGGUGGAUUGCGUUGACACUCAUGAAUGUUGGCAUCGUGGCGGCGAUGUGCUGGCUCGUUGUGGGGUUUCUCGCGCUCGCGGUUAUGGUCGUUGUCAGGGGCUCGGAAAGCUGGGACAGGUUGGAGUGCGAGCUUGGUGACGAGGAAGAGGGUGCAGAUCGACGGGAGGACAUUGUAUAG
Molecule: messenger RNA, 516 nt
Organism: Peniophora sp. CBMAI 1063
Lineage: Eukaryota; Fungi; Basidiomycota; Agaricomycetes; Russulales; Peniophoraceae
Source: the annotation of a GenBank genome assembly